Nanorana parkeri is the source of this 927-nucleotide messenger RNA. It is a transcript of the gene BHLHA15, whose product is annotated as basic helix-loop-helix family member a15. The record is from RefSeq and is a predicted model, not a curated record. Gene Ontology annotation, molecular function: protein dimerization activity. Lineage: Eukaryota; Metazoa; Chordata; Amphibia; Anura; Dicroglossidae. Bases 174 to 710 code for a protein of 178 amino acids. The transcript has 2 exons.
CUCACAGCAAUAGCACAAGACGUCUGCUGCCUCCCUGCAUGUCACUGAGCUGCACCUGACCUCCUGGACCCUGAAGACCACCCUGAAAUCCCCAGAGAGAAAGAGAGAGCAGAAAUUUUAAUGCAUAGAGCCAGAAGGGCUUCAGUCAGUUUCGCUCCUGCUUCUACUGCAAAAUGAAGACGAAGACAAGAGCAGCAAGACGAAGGCUGGAGAUUGAACUGGAAGAUGAGGAUGAAAGUGUGUCACAGCAGACGUCAAGUGAGGAUGAUAAUGAUAAGUGUUUUGUGUAUAAAGAGAGGAGUAAAGGGAAGAGUCAGGAGUCCGGGAAGAGCACGAGGAAAAGAAGGCAGAUGUCACAAGGGAAGGAACAUAGUGUCCGAAGACUGGAGAGCAAUGAACGGGAAAGACAAAGGAUGCAUAAACUGAACAAUGCAUUUCAAGCACUUAGAGAGGUCAUUCCACACGUCAGAGCAGAAAAGAAACUCUCCAAAAUUGAGACGCUGACUUUAGCUAAAAAUUACAUCAACACAUUAACUUCUACCAUACUGAACAUGUCCAAUGGAUGCUUGCCCACUGUUCAGGACACUGGCUCUGGCCGCAAUGGCAGUAAGUUUUACAAGCAUUACCAGAAACAACACGGAGAGGAGGACAAUGAUGAACACUUAGAAAAAUACUCCACACAAAUUCACAGCUUUAGGCAGGGCAGUUGAUAAAUCCGGUAUAUUUUUUUUUACUUUCAUACUAGGCACAUUCUCAGAAAUACGAUAUAUUCAAAAUAACAUUUUGCUACUACAGUGUACCAAUUAUAUAGAUAUAUUGCUUGUCCACCCACCAGCACUUUACACAGCCGUUCAAGAAAUCAGUUCAGGUUUUCAUUCCGGAUAAUUGAAGUUAAAUAUGAUUUUAUUUUGGGGAUACUUACGUAAG